Molecule: messenger RNA, 1215 nt
Organism: Exophiala bonariae
Lineage: Eukaryota; Fungi; Ascomycota; Eurotiomycetes; Chaetothyriales; Herpotrichiellaceae
Exons: 1
Coding region: 1-1215 (404 amino acids)
Source: RefSeq, a predicted model, not a curated record
AUGGUCAUCACCAAUGGAAUCGCUAAUGGAGUUCGCAACAACUUACCAAAAGGGCACCAAGCGACCUUUUCCUCUGAGAACAUACCUUCCUCCGAAUUCCAAGAGCGAGUAGAAAGAGUUCGCGAUGGCUUACGAGCAGCUGGUCUCGUAGGAUUGAUAUCCUUCGGCGACUGCUGGCGUGGCGCAAAUGUGUGUUAUUUCACCGAGUUCCGACCUCUUGACGGUGUCUCGGACAUAGCAAACGCCAUAUUCUUCGUCGGAGCAGAUACGGAGCCUGCUUUGUUUGUGUCAAGGCAAUGUUUCCACUAUGCUUCAGAGGUCACCUCGUUCGACGUGUUCACUUUCGAUGAGAUGCAGGCCAAGCUGGAAGGUUUCUCGGGAGCACGGACCGGUACUGUGGCCCUCGCUGGUGAAGCUUACAUACCUGAAGACCUUCACCGCCGAAUAAGAAAUUCUCUUGGAAACUUGACAAUGGAGCCUCAUCCAGUCCUGGCGGAGAUCAAGGCCAUCAAGAGCGAACGAGAGAUUGCGCUGAUCCGGAAGGCGUCAUACCUAACAGACCAAGCCAUGGAAGCAAUCAGGGAGACGCUUGCGGACGGGCACCCUCAUACUGAACGCGAGUUAGCCUUGUUGGCAGAUCAGAGAAUGCUGGCUGGUGGCGCCGAACGAACGGCGUAUGAUUCAAUGGUGCAGGCUGGUCCUCGCUCUGCUUUCAACCUGGCGAGGCCAACGGAUAGGAUUGUGCAGCCGGGUGACUUGGUCAUGACUGAUAUUGGAGCCCGAUAUCGAGGCUACUGCGCUGACGGCGGUCGUGGGUUCAUAUACAGGACGGAGAAAGCGGACCCACAGAAGAAAGAAAUCGUCAAAGCGGCUGCUGAGGCUGUCGAGGCGGGUCUCAGUCAUGGACGACCGGGUAUGACAGCGUCUGAAUUGAAUGCUUUCAUGCAGCAAGCUUUGGUGAAAUCAGGGUAUGAGCAGUACUCCAGUGAGGCCAGAGGCCAUGGAACAGGACAUGGGACAGGAAUGGAUCCAGAGGAGGAGGCCCCAUGGAUUGGUCCCGGCAACAAGACUGUUUUGAAGGAGAACAUGGUCUUCACGUUGAAGGCUACCAUCACGGUUCCUGGAGUUGGUGGGCUACGGACCGAAAGGAUUGUGAGGGUGACUUCAAUGGGGAUUGAGGCCCUAGACGUCUACCCAAUGGAGCUGUAUUGGUAA